GGUAAACACAGCGGAGAGACUGCCGUCUCCCUCGGCGUCAUCAAUGGCCGGUGAAAUGUUAGAUUCAGACAGAAGGAUGUCUUCCCCAAACUGGAGCCUGACUCACUCAAGCUGCAGCAGUCCUGAUCCGAAUGAAAGCCCUACAGGGUCCAUCUGGAACCCUACACAACCAAGUUAUACCAGUCCUGGCCUAAAGUUGGACCCUGCAAAGCCAAGUUCUGACCUCAACUGGAAUCCUACACAAUCAAGUUAUACCAGCUCUGAUCCCAAAUGGAACCCUACACAGCCAAGUUCUGACCCCAGCUGGAACCCUACUGAGUCGAGUUAUCCUAGUCUUGACCUCAAAUGGAGCCCUACACAGCUCAGUUUUACCAGUCCUGACUCCAAGUUGACCCCGGCUAAGUCAAAUUCUGACCUCAGAUGGAAUCAUACACAACCAAGUUAUCCUAGUCCUGACCCCAAGUCGAACCCUACACAGAUGAAUCAUACCAAUAUUGGUCCUAAGCUGACCCCUACUGAGCAAAAUUCCGACCCUAACUGGAACCCUGCCCAAGUAAGCUGUCCCAACCCUGACCCCAGGCUGAACAUAACUCAGCCAAGUUAUACGAAUCCCAACCAAAGCUGGACCACAGCCAACACCAGCUGGGCCCCUCCACCAGAUCCUUUGCAGGUCACUCAUGUGAACCAAACCUAUGACUUAAUCCAUUCUGUCCCUGUCAGCAAUGUAUCCUCGCCCACCUCUAAGGAAUGGCUACAGAACCAUGGCAUUAAAGCUUUGCAUCUGACUUUCAAAGACUUUGUUGACAAAGGCAAAUUAGUUGGACCCCAGGCUGAUCCAUCCACGGGACAAGCUUCACACUAUGUGGCGUUCAACCCACUGGACAUCGUGACCUUUCAAGAGAAACUCAACCUGGCCAUGAAGAGUUACCAGCAACGAAUCAACUGGCUCCUUCAGGGAAGCAGAAAGGUGUUUGGGGUGUCAACAGUGAAGAGUGUGGCUGUGGCUGUUGACUGUUCCGGUCACAACACUGGUUACGGUCGACUGGAAACUCUGCAACAAUUUCUUCUGCAAUUGAUAGACGAGCAGCUUUGUAAGAAAUCUUCUUUCUAUCUGACAACAUUUGGCUCAAAAACACAACCUCUUUGGUCAACAAGUCAGCAAGUUAAUCCGAAAACGAUCAAUGGUGCCAAACAGUGGGUGCAGCAACUGCAGCAGCAGGACAGCUGCAACGUGUUGCAGGUGUUGAAGGACAUUGCACAAUUGAAGAAUCUGGAUUCUGUCAUUUUGAUUCUGGGAUCUGUGCCUGACCAGAAACCUGAUAUUUUGGCAGAGUUUAUAGAACAGAUGUUUGUGGGUCGGGACACCACUAUUGAUGGAGUCUCGUAUGAUUGUAGCAACCACCUCACUAACAUGUGUCUCAGAAAACUGUCUGAAAUGACCGGUGGUCGAUUCCAUUGUUACUCUUCAUGCUGUGAGGACCUGAUUUAUUCUGGAACAGACAUCAGUUUAUUGGUCAACGAAAUACACAAAGUGAAAGAUAUAAUUAACAAGAUUGAAGCCAGCAAGCAAGGCAUGAUNNUCAGUGACUUAUUUGUCUUCCUAUUCCAGGUGGCUGCUGACAUACAGAAACUGCCCCAGUCCAUGCUGUUGCCCAAACCUGCGGGCCAUAACUCCCCACUCAACAUCGAUCAUCCAAAAUUUCCUCGUCAGUCGUCAGUGGAAUGGUUGAAGCAGCAUGGCUUAAAAGCCAAGAAGUUAAGCCUUUACCAUUUUCUCACACCAAAUGCCUUUAAUUAUCAGAAACACUUCAUUCCAGUAAUUGGAAAAACUGUACAAUCUCAGGUUCAUGAAAAAGCAAUGGUGCAAUUCCAGUGGCAUGAUGGUUCGGUGAAGAAUGUCCAUGUUGAUAUGGCACAAAUCUUUGAGUACCAGAAGCAACUUGGUGCCGCAGUGAGUUUAUACGAACAGAGAGUCGAAUGGUUAUCCACAGGAAGUCGGAAGAUUUUUGGAACAAUUUCAGGUCAAAGGAUCAUCAUUCUCUUGGAUCUGUCUCUCUACAACAUCAAUUAUCUCAUACAUAUUCAACAUUCUAUGAGAUUGUUGUUGGAACAACAAUUACACGAUAAGGAAUAUUUCAACAUCAUCAGUUUUGGUCAAGCCUCAAGAAGAUGGAGUGAAACAAUGAAGAAACCAACCGAAGAGAAUUUACAAUCAGCCUGGAAGUGGAUUCUGGCAUCGAAAUGUGAAGGCAAACGUAAUUUCCUCUCCGCAUUCCGAAUGGCUGUGGAAAAUGAUGUGGAAAUAAAGAAUGGAAUCGACCCUGAUGGCGUUUACCUGUUUACCAGUGGAGUUCCUGACCAACCGGAGCACAUCUGUCUAUCUUACAUUACAGAGAGUUGUAUCGGACGUGCAAUGCAGUUCCAUGCCUCUCUAUUCCAUGUCCACCACUCUGGAGACAGUGAUGGCACUCCUACCAGAUAUGACACUGUCUCAAAAACAGCAGAAUGUUUAAGGAAUUUGGCUCAUUGCAUGCAGGGACGAUUCCAUUGGUUUGGAGAGACUGGAAUCAGUGAAAGUGAUGAUAUUAGCUGCAUUAUGAAGGAAAUCGAGAAAGCGUUGCUCUACUCCAAGAAAUGUUCACAACUUACUCAAGCUGUGAAGAAAAAAUACCAACUAAAAAAGGUUAUCACAGACCCCAACGUUUUACCUAUUUGUCCAGUUCCCUAUCAAAAGAGACCAACAUCCUGCAUACCAGCUUUGAUGAACAAGGAGAAAAAUGUUGCCAAUGAAAGACCAACAACAAGUGGGAGACCAACAACUGCUGGAAGACCACUGUCCAGUGGGAGGCCACUGUCCAGUGGGAGACCAAUGUCCAGUGUUAAACACCCAGUGUCUGUUAGUAAUAAAAUAAACCAUUUACCAGUUUCUGCUGCAGGUUCUGUUUCCAAAAGAUUUCCAAAAGCCAAAACUAAAGGGCUGAAGAAAGCAUUCUCAGCGGAAUCUUUGGUAGGAAUCGAAGACUAUGUCAGUACAAAACAGUGGUUGCAUCGAUACAGUUUGUCAAAACAGAAGUUAAAUCUAAGCAAACUUCUAUCGACACCGGCCUGUAAACACGACGAAACUAAUGUGAAAGUCCUUCACAGACAAGUCACAGCAAAAUAUUGCAACAUCUUCCCCAGCAUCAAUGUCAACGGCACUCUCAGACAUCUUCAGCUCAUGCCUCACGAACUUAAAGAAUAUAUCAAAAGACUGGAAUGUGUCCUCAAACAUUAUCUUCAUAGAAUGCAAUGGUUGCUCAGUGGCAGUCGACGUGUCUUUGGAACAGUCAUUCACAAACAGUCAACGAUUCUCGUUGAUACGUCUGGCUCAAUGAAUCGCUACAUGGAUGAGCUGAAGAAAGAACUGACCAGUCUUGUUUGGGAACAGCUGUAUAAGAAUAAGCACCGUAAGUUGCUUGAUGCUUCGUCUUCUAGCUGCUGUUGUUGUUAUGCAGCUGGAAGUACUUGUACAUUAGAGGCAUUGCAGAUGGCCUUCUCUGAUGACAAGACCAAAGCCAUAUAUUUACUCACAGAUGGUAAGCCAGACUCAAGCAGGUCUUUGGUUCUGCAACAAGUGAAAUCCAUGAAUGAAGAACGGAAAAUCCCGGUGAACACAAUUUCUUUUAAUUGUUCUGACAGUGGUGCCAAUGACUUCCUGAAGCAAUUAUCUCAACUCACUGCUGGUCGCUACCACAAGUCAGAAACAAGCUUUGACAUUAAUCUAUUUAUUCAUAAACUUCUCAACAAAGGUUUCCAAGACAUCAAUCAUCCUCAGCUGCCCAUCUUUGAGAGUGAUGAUCUUAAGAAACUCAGCAAAGAAAUUGAACUUGCUCGAACUUACCUGUCACAGUGUAUGACAUACAGAGACAUCUACAGUGACUUUCAGAACUCCAAACUGAAAUCAACAGCCAUGUCCUGUUUCGCUACCACAUCAAGUCAGGUCAACCCUGAAUCUGAAACGAAAGAUACCAACACUCUCAACAAAACCACACCGGGUCCAGCCGUUCCUUGUGUGACCACACCAGGUCAAGCUGUCCUUAAUCCAGUAAUACCUAGUCCACUCACACACAACGAAGUCACUCUUGGUCCAGUUAUUCCUGGGGUGACCACUCCAGAUCAAGCCAUUCUCAAUCCAGAAAUACACCAUCUAGACACACCAAAAACCCCUUCAAUUCCAGCUAUUCCCAGUCUUGCAACACCAGGUGAUUCCGUCCUUAAACCGGUAACAUCUAAUCCAGUCACACUAAAUAAAGCCACAUCGAGUCCAGCUGUCCUGAGUGUAACCACACCAAGUCAAUCCAUUCUUAAUCUAGUAAUACCGAGUUCAGUCUCACUCAGCAAAAUGAAAGCAGGUGUAGUUACUCUCAAUCCAGCCCUAACAGAUGCAGUUACACCCAGGGAAGCUAAGCCACACUCAAAGGGUGACAAAUACCAACAGAACAGGGGAAGUCUCCAAGAUUAUAUUUAUGGACCAAAAACAAAUCUGGGCAAAUAUUCCAAGAUGGAGUUGUGAGAUGAUGUAUCCUCAACGGGAUGGUCAUUUGGUGGAUGCUGUGAAGUGGUAUGAACUCAAUGUGGUGGUCAGUCAGUGGAGAGUCAUGAGAUUAUGCAUUGUCAAUGUGGUGGCUACUUGGGGAAUAGACAUGAGGUGAUGAAUCCUCAAUGUGGUGGUCAGUUAGCGAAGGGUUGUGAGUUAGGGGGAGGGAUAAAGAUCCGCUAAGGUUUCCUCAAUGUGGUGGUCAAGAAUGUUGUUGCUUCGAUCAACUUUAAAUACGCUUUCAUUUGUUUCGGUCAUUUGACUGAGGCCAUGCUGGAGCACUGCCUUUAGUCUAGCAAAUCGACCCCAGGACUUAUUCUUUGCAAGCCUAGUACAUAUUCUAUAGGUCCCCUUUGCCGAACCGCUAAGUUACGGGGAUGUCAACACACCACCAUCGGUUGUCAAGCAAUCUUGGGGUGACAAAUACAGACACACAAACAUAUACACACACAUACAUAUAUAUAUAUAUAUAUAUAUAUAUAUAUAUAUUUAUAAACAUAAUUAAGGGAUCAGCAAACAUUUGUUUCACCAUAUA
Messenger RNA from Octopus bimaculoides (California two-spot octopus), 5111 nucleotides. RefSeq names its product von Willebrand factor A domain-containing protein 3A. The record is from RefSeq and is a predicted model, not a curated record. NCBI's taxonomy places the organism in Eukaryota, Metazoa, Mollusca, Cephalopoda, Octopoda, Octopodidae.